This is a messenger RNA of Patella vulgata (common limpet), 3255 nucleotides long. RefSeq names its product serine--tRNA ligase, cytoplasmic. Gene Ontology annotation, biological process: seryl-tRNA aminoacylation. Gene Ontology annotation, molecular function: tRNA binding; ATP binding; serine-tRNA ligase activity. The transcript has a single exon. Lineage: Eukaryota; Metazoa; Mollusca; Gastropoda; Patellidae. Gene Ontology annotation, cellular component: cytosol. The record is from RefSeq and is a predicted model, not a curated record. The coding region runs from base 97 to 1614 and encodes 505 amino acids.
UGGUCUUACUUGUCUGAUGCAAGAAGCUCGUAAACCGGUACACGUUGUGUCUUUUUUUAGUUUUCUCAUAUUAAUAUUGUAGUUAUUUGAAGAAAAAUGGUGUUAGAUAUAGAGCGAUUCCGUGCUGAAAAGGGUGGUGACCCAGCUAAAGUCAGAGAAAAUCAAGCCAAACGAUUCAAAGAUGUCACAUUGGUGGAUAAAGUUGUUGAACGAGAUGCAUUAUGGCGAAAGUUAAGAUUUAGAGCAGAUGAACUCAACAAACAGAAGAAUGCUUGCAGCAAGGUGAUAGGUGAAAAAAUGAAGAAAAAGGAACCAGUUGGUGAUGAUGACACUGUUCCUGCCGAAAUAACUGAAAUGCUGACAGAUCAGACGAAGUCUUCGUUCAUUGACAAAAUAAAAGAAUUGACAGUUACACAGAUAAAGAAAAUUCGAGUUCUGAUCGAUGAACACAUGAAAAAGAAUGAUGCCGAUCUACAAGAAAUUAGCACACAGCGAACAGAUGCGCUUAAAGAGAUUGGAAACAUGUUACAUGAGUCUGUUAUCGUUAGCAAUAAUGAAGAAGAAAAUGGAAUAGAGCGCACAUAUGGAGACCUUGAUACCAAGAAACAGUACUCCCAUGUUGAUUUAGUUGUAAUGGUGGAUGGAGUCGAGACAGAAAGGGGAUGCGUUGUGGCAGGUGGACGUGGCUAUUAUCUCAAAGGUCCACUUGUAUUCCUGGAACAAGCCCUCAUUAACCAUGCAUUAACCUCUUUAUAUAGCCAAGGCUAUGAAGCUCUAUACACACCGUUCUUUAUGAGAAAAGAAGUCAUGCAAGAAGUUGCUCAACUCUCACAGUUCGAUGACGAAUUGUACAAGGUUUUAGGAAAAGGAAGUGAAAAAAAAGAAGAUGGAAGUGUAGAUGAAAAAUAUUUGAUUGCCACAUCGGAACAGCCUAUUGCUGCCUAUCAUAGAGAUGAAUGGAUCCCUACUGAGUCCUUACCUAUUAAAUAUGCUGGAUACUCAACUUGUUUUCGACAAGAGGUCGGAUCCCACGGUCGAGACACGAGAGGAAUUUUCCGUGUUCAUCAGUUUGAGAAAAUUGAACAAUUUUGUAUUACCUCCCCCCAUGACAAUAAAUCCUGGGAAAUGUUUGAUGAUAUGAUUAAUAAUGCUGAGGAAUUUACAAAAUCAUUAGGUAUUCCUUACCGCGUGGUCAAUAUAGUUUCUGGAGAGUUGAAUAAUGCUGCAGCAAAGAAAUUAGAUUUAGAAGCAUGGUUUCCUGGAUCAGGUGCUUUCCGAGAAUUAGUAUCCUGUUCAAAUUGUACAGAUUAUCAAUCCAGAAGAUUACGGAUAAGAUAUGGACAAACAAAAAAGAUGAAUCAAGAAGUUGAUUUUGUUCACAUGUUAAAUGCUACCAUGUGUGCUACCACUCGAGUGAUCUGUGCUAUUCUGGAAAACUUCCAAACAGAAGAAGGCGUAAUGGUUCCAGAAGUUCUUCAGAAGUUUAUGCCACAACAAAUUAAAGAAUUAAUUCCUUUUGUUAAACCAGCACCAAUAGACGAGCUGGAGAAUAAAAAACAGAAGAAAAGUAAAGACAAAUUAGCAGAGGGUGUCAAUAAAAUGAAUAUAAAUUAAACUGUGAUCUAAUAACUAUGUAUAAAAUAUUAUUUAUUAUAAUGUACAUCAUAAUAAUACAAUAUGAAUGAACAUCUACUUACAUUGAACAUCUAGAUUUUUAAGCAAUUAUUUAAUUAGUGAACGCCUGAUCACAAUGUCACCAUAAAAGUGUGUUGUUAUCACUCCCAUUUUUCCAUUACUAAAUCUUCUGCCAUGUGUCUACCACUUGGAUAAGCUGUAUUACAUAUACAGUGAAAAUCCUGGUUUCUAAAAGAAAAUAUAGGUGGACAGAUUCUGUGAUCACUAUGACCAAAUUCUGGAAUCUGUCUCCGGCUUACAUUCCAGGCACUUUUUUAGAAAAAUAUUGUUGUUCAGACUCGAGCUUUAAUCACUUUGAAUUAGGGUUGCAACGAUGAAUCGAUGAACCGCGAUGUUUUAAAAAUACACGAUGCACGAUACAAUCAGUGGCUGUAUCGUGGUUAUCCAAAUAAUAAUUUCACAAAAAUAGACUGAUAUUUCUUUAAAUGCGUAUUUAUGAGCAAAAUAACUUUUUUUACUUUCAGCGGGUGUUAAGGCGUUUCAGACACAUGAAGUGGCUUAUUAUAGCUAUUUCAUCAAAAUUAAAAUAAGUCUGGUUAAGCAAGUCGUGCUGGAAAUUAAGUUACGUAAAAAUUACACACUUGAAUAAUGUGGAAAAAAACAACAUAAUAAUAAUAUAUAUUUAUAUAUAUAUAUAUAGGUCUAUAUACGUCUGUAAUAUGCGAUUUGUGAUAAUAUUACUGUAUAAGAAUGGCGAUUUGUACAUACUGCAUACAUUGAUCUGCACAUUUUCAAUGUAUAUUAAUAUUUGAUAUUAAAAUCUUUGUAAUGUUAUUUCCUUUGCUGUUCCAUAAUCUAUGACUGACCUUACACCGAGAAAACUUUUCAUUGGGUGAAAUUAUUGUGGCAAUACGAGCCAGCCAGCUAAUAUUUUUUCAUAUUGAAUUCACCAAAUUCAAGUUGCAUGAUUGACAAAAGCAAUAUUGAGAUCGAAAUCCCCCAUACCAAGUAUAUAAGUCACAAGUCAAGUAUGGGAGUUUUUAGGAUUUCCCAUUACGCAUGACAGUAAUGAAAUCCGGUCAGUUGACCGAGAAAACACCACAUUUAAAGUAAAUCAUAAAAGUAGGCCUUUGAGUUGUCACACUGAAAGAUUGUCAAAAUUUAACAGCAUUUUUUAAAAUUUAUUUCCUACAUCACGAUAUCAAUUGUAUCGUAGACUAUGAAUUGUGAUGGCGCAUCGUAUCAUUGCAGCCCUACUUUAAAUGAUCUUAAAUCAUAUUAUAUGUAAUAUUCAGUAAGGGCAUUUCAAUAUUUAUCACUUUUGAGUAUAUUUAUUGCUCCUAUUAUAAUAAUUUUUAAUAAAUUAUUAAUUUUUCAGAACAACACUUUAAAGUUUAAAGGCACAAUUUGUCAAUUACAUAAUACUCAAAGCAACUUGUAAGUGGGGGUGUUGUGUUUGUGACCAGCAUUUUAGAAUGUAAAUUGCUUGUUAAUCAUGAUGGUUAUGUUACACUCUACAUGUAAGCUUAAUAUUAUGAAUUGUAUUAUGCUUUAUAUACAUAUGUGACUGUCAUUAAAGGAUUUACAGUAAAAUAACUGUAGUCCAACUUACAAAAACCA